AUUCUCAUAUUUGUGGAUACUACUUAUGUAAUAUUUAAAAAUGUCCCAAGGAGAAGGUGCUGCUGUUGCAGUACCUAAUAAUCAAAACGGUGCGGUAGCACAUAAUCUUCACAGUCUUGCUGGUGUUAUAGGACCAGUUUUAAAUAAUAAUAACAUGAAUAUAGCUAGAAAUAACAAUAAUCAAAACCCACUGAUUAAUGUACGGGAUAGAUUAUUUCACGCAUUAUUUAUCAAAGCAGCUCUAGCCUAUGCACGAACAUUUCCAAGGCCUGUUAGGAGAUUUAUAGAAUUUAUAGUCCUUUUAAAGGCUAUAUUGGCAUUUUUUGUAUUGGCUUAUAUUCAUAUAGUAUUUUCACGUGCACCAACUAAUUGUUUAGAACACAUAAGAGAUGAAUGGCCACGAGAUGGUAUACUGAGAGUCGAAAUUCUUAGAAAUGGUGGUGAAGAUUAUAGUAUAGAGAAAAGUUAUGCCAAAGAAGAAAAAUUGAGACAAGAAAAAGUUGAUGAUUUAACUAAUGCUUUAGGAAUAUUAACUGGAGAUGGUUUUAUAAAUAUUGAACCAUCUGCUGUUGAUGAAGAACGAGAUACUAUAAACGUCUCUGCCGAAGAGAAUCAUGAGAAUUUGACACUACAUGAACAGGAUGUAAUAACAAGUGCUACUAUUUCUGGAGAAACGCAGAAUCCUGAUCUAAGCACAACAAAUACAACAAUGAGCCCAUCAUUAUCAACAAAGCUUUGGAAUGGUUUAAAUAUAGCUAAAAAAAUGGUAUGUACAUCUCCUGAAGANUCAUCUUUUGCAAAUGUGGAAGGUAACUCUACAGAAGUGCCUGAUCAUUUAAAUGAAGAUAAUGUUAUACAGUUAAAGGAUCGUUCAUCAGAUGUUGACAAAACGGCUAGAAUAGAAGAUGGAUAUAUUGUAGAAUAUUCAUUGGAAUAUGGUUUCUUACGAUUAUCACCAGCCGCUCGACAAAGACUAAACAUUCCAGUCAAAAUUGUCACUUUAGAUCCAUUAAACGACAAAUGUUUUGGUGAUGCAUUUUCACGGUUAAUAUUAGAUGAAUUUUUGGGAUAUGACGAUUUGUUGAUGGCAAGUAUCAAGACACUAGCAGAACAUGAAGACAACAAAGGAUUUUUACGGAACGUCGUGACGGGAGAACAUUAUCGAUUUGUGAGCAUGUGGAUGGCACGAACAUCAUACUUAGCUGCAUUUUUCGUUAUGCUCGUAUUUACGGUGUCAAUCUCGAUGUUAUUGCGCUACUCGCAUCAUCAGAUCUUUGUCUUUAUCGUUGAUCUUAUACAAAUGCUGGAGUUUAACUUAACUGUGUCAUUGCCAGCUGCUUCCCUAUUGACAGUAGUCUUGGCAUUAGUAGGAAUGGAGGCACUUAUGUCUGAAUUUUUCAACGACACAACCACUGCGUUUUACAUAAUCUUGAUAGUGUGGCUUGCCGAUCAAUAUGAUGCUAUCUGCUGUCACACGGCUCUUACAAAAAGGCAUUGGUUAAGGUUUUUCUACUUGUAUCACUUCUCUUUCUACGCGUAUCACUAUCGAUUUAACGGACAAUACAGCAGUUUGGCACUGGUCACAUCUUGGCUCUUUAUACAGCACUCAAUGUUAUAUUUCUUUCAUCACUAUGAGCUGCCAGUGAUUCUGCAACAGGCGCAGCUUCAGCAAUUGCUAUUUCGUAAUCAUAUUCAGCCUCAGGCACAGCCAGCGACGCCCAGCACGGCCCCAACUACCCCGGGUCCAGGAUCGCCGUCGCCGUCGUCGUCGUCGUCGUCACCGUCAGCGGCACCUUCACCUUCGUCAAGUCCGAAUCCAUCGACACCUACGACGGAACAGACGCAGCAAAACUAUAUCACCGAGCUUUCUCAGCUCGAUUUAGAAUCUAGCAAUGCAGAGGCACAACAUACGAAUGCGGAUACCACGCAACAAACGUCCGUGACAACGACGGCUGAUCGUCGAGAUGAUUCUGUUCGAGAAAUUCACGAAUCUUGAGGAUGCCAAAAGCAAGAAGAUAGUAUUGAGAAGGUUUGAUGUACGAGUAAAUCAUUCCAAAUACUCGCAUUUAUCUGCCAUUCAAUAUCUGCUAUUCAUACGAACUGUGGCAAGAGUGUUGGAUUGCAAUUUGCAACGAUCGCAAAAAACGAAUGAGCUUGUUUUUUUUUAAUAUUUAUUGCUGGUGUUACUAUAUUUGUAUAUAAUUAUGCGUUUAAAUUUGUGUAUAAUUUUUGUGCAAAAUAUUAUUUGUAGCUUGUGACAAUCACAUACAGUCAUGAAAUACUAAUUGUCCCAACAGUGCGUCAUUAUAUCAAUAAUUUCUUCAGAUUAUUCUUUAAACUAGAGUAAUAACAUGAAUUUUACGAUUACUUGUACGAAUAAAAAUAUAAACUAUUAAUACCGUAAUGCGUGCGUGAAAUUGCAACCCUUUGUCUUCUGCAGACGCGUCACUUUGCAUAGUUGCGACGAAAUAUUAUUAUAUAUAUAUAUAAUAAGCAGGGUAACCAGUUAUUUACAAAAAAGAGGAAAACAAUUUGAAGAAAUCACCGAUGCAAUGGCGCACUGUCCGGAUGAUUUGUUUCUAUAUUGUUGACUAUGUAUAUCUUAGAAAAUAUUAAAUAUAUUAAUAAAUUUUGAAAAAUCUAAAAGGGCUGGGGGACGACUCUGAAUUUAAAGCGCUUGCUUCGCCUUACUUCAACUUGACAGGUUUUCUCUCCCUGCUC
This is a messenger RNA of Trachymyrmex septentrionalis, 2721 nucleotides long. RefSeq names its product membralin. Gene Ontology annotation, biological process: response to endoplasmic reticulum stress; positive regulation of ERAD pathway. The record is from RefSeq and is a predicted model, not a curated record. The transcript has 12 exons. Lineage: Eukaryota; Metazoa; Arthropoda; Insecta; Hymenoptera; Formicidae. Gene Ontology annotation, cellular component: endoplasmic reticulum. The coding region runs from base 41 to 1996 and encodes 651 amino acids.